This is a messenger RNA of Ixodes scapularis (black-legged tick), 2095 nucleotides long. Its product is annotated as TAF5-like RNA polymerase II p300/CBP-associated factor-associated factor 65 kDa subunit 5L. Gene Ontology annotation, cellular component: transcription factor TFIID complex. Gene Ontology annotation, biological process: transcription initiation at RNA polymerase II promoter. The coding region runs from base 164 to 1993 and encodes 609 amino acids. Gene Ontology annotation, molecular function: RNA polymerase II general transcription initiation factor activity; protein binding. The record is from RefSeq and is a predicted model, not a curated record. Lineage: Eukaryota; Metazoa; Arthropoda; Arachnida; Ixodida; Ixodidae. The transcript is spliced from 14 exons.
GAAAGGAAGGCGUUCUGGCGUUCGCGUAGACGGUAGUUCGCGCCGUUCGCGUUUGUGUUCAACCUGUUCAACCUCCUUGGUGUUCACUCUCUUUUCCUGGCAUGGUGGCGAAAUGACGUGAAACAUGUGAUAGUUGUCGCGAUAUUGGCGAUACCUUCAAACGAUGAAGAAAAACAGAAGUGAGAUGGUAGCUGCUGCAGUUGGUCGCUACCUGAAAGGUCGUCAAUACAUGGACUGUGACUCCUUCAAGAAAACCGACCUGAAGCUUCAGCAGAGCGUCAGCGACCUAGUCCUGAGCGGCGUCGUGGCCGCCGAGACGGGCACCAAGAACCUCUUCAGCUUCAGCGCAAUCAGCAAAGACGCCUCUUCCAUCGAUCAACAGUUCACAAAGUUCAAGAACUUUGUCUCCGAAGCUUCCGAGCCGUUCAAGUCGGAGCUCAGCUUUGUCCUGUUCCCCAUCUUCGUUCACCUCUACCUGGAGCUUGUCAGCAAUGGGCAGAAGUCUUUAGCCCAGAAGUUCCACGGACGGCAUCGAGGGAUGUUCCAGUCGUCCGACCAGUUCCGCGUCGUCGUGGACAUGCUUCCCAACAUCUCGUCUGCAUCGGACGUUCCGUCGCAUCCCCAAAUCAAAGAGUUCAAAGAAAACAAAUACUCUGUGAAGCUAUCGAGCGACACCCUGGAGUAUGUGCUCAGUUUCCUGAAGGACAAUGACAACCUCAUACUGCUCCAAAUCUUCAACUUGCACGUCGACAUCGAUGUGCACGUUCAUCACGAAAAGGUUAACGGAGACGGCUCCCAGGGGGCGCCCCUGCUCCAAGCGCCGUCCGCUAAAAGCGACGCGAAGCAGACGACGCACCCCGCCGAGCAGGGUCACAACAAGGAGGCGCUGGCGUCUCUGCGCCAGAUCAUGAAGAAGGUUCGCGAGGGUCCGCCGUGCAUCCCUUCCAUCUGCCUCUACACGCUCGCCCAUGGAACCUCGGGGUUGUGCUCGGCGGCGGAGGCGGAGGACGACAGUCUGUUGGCGUGUGGAUUUGAAGAUUCAUCUGUGAGGCUCUGGAGUUUGCUGCCGCGGCCACUGGCUUCGCAGCCGGCCGAAAUCGACGUGCGUCGGAUACGGCUCUACUGUGACGCCGACACUGACGCCGACACUGACGCCGACAAAGACGACGAUGCUGCUCGAACGAGUGACACGAAGGUCCUGAGAGGUCACAGGGGACCCGUGUAUGGACUCAACUUCCUUCCUGGGAAGGAGAUCCUCCUCUCCUGCUCGGAAGACACGACAGUUCGUGCCUGGGACCUGAAGACGCACAGGAAUGUGGCCAUCUACCGGGGACACUCGUAUCCUGUGUGGGCCCUGGACGUCGGGCCGCUUGGAAUCUACUUUGCGACAGCCUCCAAAGACAACACUGCCAGGAUCUGGACCCCGGAGCGAACGUUUCCGCUGCGGAUACUGGCCGGGCACAACAUGGAUGUUGACUGCGUCAAGUUCCAUCCCAACUGCAACUACCUGGCGACAGGCUCUAGCGACCGGUGCCUACGCCUCUGGUCGGUCCAGGAGGGGCGGGUGGUGCGGACGCUGCCCUCGCACCGAGGAACCAUCUUUGCUCUCGCCUUCUCGCCGGACGGACAGCUCCUGGCCUCCGCCGGCGAAGACCGCAGGAUCAAAGUGUGGGACCUGGGCAGCUCGUCGCUGCUCAAGGAGCUGCGUGGGCAUACGGACGCGGUGUACGACCUCUCCUUCAACCGCGACGGGUCGCUGCUGGCCUCCGGCGGCGCCGAGCCGCUCGUGCGGCUCUGGGACCUUAGACGCUCCACGGCACCUUCCACGAGCGACACUGACAGUCACACGUCUCCAGAGCACCUGGCAAGUUUCCCGACAGCGACGAGCGCUCUCCACAUGGUGCGGUACGCGUCGCACAACCUGCUCACCCUGGUUGGCUCUGCGCCAGCUGCAAGCUCUGCCCCCCGGUCAUCGUCCUCCUCCUCUUCCUGAGGAUCCUCUCAGUUUCAGCAAAGUCAUUCGAGCGAGCCCCUUCGUUUCAUUAUCGCCGUUGCAUUUGUCGGUCAAAGUGCUCAUAAAGCUGAUUUUUGUGCA